CAAUAUUUCCCGCAUGCCCUUGAGCCAUAGUGGCCGCGCUCAACUUUUUCGCAUAGUCAUUAAAUGCAUUUCCGUUUGUCGCCAUAUGGAAAAAUAUGGUGGCUAUUUUUGACUGGACGUGUUGAUUUGGACAUAUGUACACUACUUUUGAAAUAAAUAUUCUUGGAGGCCUCGAAACCGGUUACUGUAAUUUAUUUAGAGGAAAAUGCCCUUUUUAGACAGAUUUUUAAUUUAUAAAAACAGCAUCAAAUCUUCUUUUUCUAGGAAUUCGAAAAAUUUUUAAAAAUUUAUUAAUUAACGACUAAAUAACUUCACACGUUUCAAACUUUCUAUGCCUUGUAAUGAUAAUCAAUCUGUUUGUAAUGAGGGAGCUACAGGUGUUUUUGACUCGAGUGCUGUACCAUCAAGCAGUAGCAGUGCAACUCUUCGUGACGAAAGGCUUGUCAGUAUAACAACCGAAAAUGGGCAUACUUUUCCUCAGUCGAGUUAUGCAGAAUUAAAGAAUACUACCGUUAGGACACGUACUGCUUCCUCUCGUUCGACUUCUAAUUUACAUUCAAUGUAUUUUCUGCCAGGAGAAGACAUUGACAGCGACAAUUUUGUAGAUAUGGAAUCAUGUCAACUUUAUGUUACUCAAUUUCGUAUUAUUAUUGUUGCUCAUAAUCAGAGUGCAAUCUGUGCAAUCCCUUUAACAGGAGUUGACUUGUUAGAGGCGAAAGAUAUUGUUGGACUUCAAAUUAGUUCUAAAGAUGGCAAGAUAAUUAAACUUCGAGCUGAAAACUCAGAGACUGCCUGUGCUUGGUAUAAAAAGUUGAUGCAAAAGACUUGUGUUGUUAGAGAUUUGGAUGGCAUAUUUGCUUUUACUUUUUUUAAUCAAACAUCAAAAAAGCCACCAAAUUGGUUACGUAAAGAGACUAAAAGGCUUUCUGCUUAUGAACAUUUGCACAACGAAUUUCGACGUUUAAAACUUCCAGAUGAUAAUUGGCGAAUUUCUGUGAAAAAUGAGACAUUUGAAAUUUGUCCGACUUAUCCUCAAUUUUUGUUUGUUCCAAAAUCUGUUAGCGAUGAGGAUUUGAAGCAAAUGUCUUAUGGCCGUUGCUAUCGUCGAUUCCCUACAGUUGUUUGGCGAAACAAACGUAAUGGAGCUGUUUUAUUGCGAAGCAGCCAGCCAUCUAUUGGCUUUUUUGGAUUGACAAACGAAAAGGAUAUCUCUCAUUACGAAAGAAUUCGUUCUGCGAUCUCUCCAGAUUUAAACAAAAAGUUUCUUAUUGUUGAUGCUCGUUCUUACACGGCUGCUUGGGCAAAUAGAGCCAAAGGAGGUGGAUUUGAAGGACCAGAUACUUACCCUAAUGCUGACGUUAUCUUUAUGGGUUUGGCAAAUAUUCACAACAUUCGAUACAGCUUUCAUCAACUUCGUCAAACUCUUAACGGCGCUUUAGAUCCUAAUAUUUUCCUUCAAAAUUUGCAAUCUACACUUUGGCUACAUAAUAUUUGUCAAUUGUUUAAUUCUGUUGAACGUUGUUUAAAAUCUUUGUGCAAUGAAGGUACCAGUGUUCUUGUUCAUUGCUCGGAUGGUUGGGAUCGUACUACUCAAAUUGUUUCGUUGUGUAUGUUAAUAGCCGAUCCGCAUUACCGCACUUUUGAAGGUUUUGAAUUUUUAAUUCGUUGGCAAUGGAUUGAAUUUGGACAUAAAUUUUCUGAUCGCUGUGGUGUUCUUAAUACUGAUGAUAAUGAAAAGUGUCCAGUUUUUCUUCAAUUUUUGGAUUGCGUUUAUCAACUUUGGGAGAAAAAUACUGACCAAUUUGAAUUUAAUCGGCGAUAUUUGAUGAAACUUGCCCAACACACUUUUUCUGGUCUUUUUGGGACUUUUUUGUUUAAUUCUUUGAAGGAUGCAAUAAAAAAUGGAUGCGAUCCAAAUGAUACUGAUGAGCAUAGACAUCGUUGUUUUCAAGUUUGGAGUUAUUUGGGGAAACACAAUACAGAAUUUCGCAAUCCUGCCUUUCGUGAGGAUUAUGCUGGUGGAAUGCUUCGUUACCCAAAAACUUUACCAGAAUUGUUGAUUUGGAGAGAUGCUUAUUAUUGUACGGCUGAUCAGUCGCUAAUUAAUAAUCCGAAUGAACCUUCUCAUCAAAAUACGGGAACAGGCAGCACACAAGAUGUUUCUUCUGACAAAGUAAAUAAUGGUCUUUCUCGAUCUCAGUCAGCAGCCAGUCUGACAUCUUUAGUAGAGCAAUCAAUGAAUUUAACAACUCCAAUUCCAUCUCCAGGGCCAACCAUUGGUUUUGGUGUUUCAUGUGGUUCGCCUUGUAUUGGACAUUCAGCGACAAAGAUACAUGAUAAUUGUACAAUAGGUUCAAUUUCUGCAGUUUUCUGCCAGAAAUGUUUGGAUGUUGAUGGACUUUCUCGUGUACCGUCUCAAUUUGAAGAUAAAGUUUUGAGACGUAUAUAUGAUCUUGAAAAGCAACUUGGAAAACUUAAUCCAUCAUCAAAUUCUUCAAAUAAUAUAAAUGGUCAACAAAAUAAUAUUUCAAUGCGUGAACCUUUUAUUAAUGGAAAAUAUUCAAAUGAGAAUUCUUCAAGACGUAUGAGAAAUGAGAGUCUUGAAUCUUUUGAAGUUUUGCCAGAAUGUUAUCGUUUAAAACAUCAUUCAAGUUCUUCAUUGACUAGUGUUAUUCAACCAUCUUCAGUUUCAUCAAAUUCGACAACUAUUAGUGAUUAUGCUUCGAAUGGGAAUAAUUUGAGUAAAAACGGAAUACUUUCUGAGACUAAUGAAAUUAAUUAUUCGUCUGAACAUUUGGAAGUAUUGCCUCCUUCUAGCGAAUAAACUGGGACAUAUAGAGUAGGAACAG
Molecule: messenger RNA, 2849 nt
Organism: Meloidogyne enterolobii
Lineage: Eukaryota; Metazoa; Nematoda; Chromadorea; Rhabditida; Meloidogynidae
Source: the annotation of a GenBank genome assembly